Messenger RNA from Enhydra lutris kenyoni (northern sea otter), 1964 nucleotides. Its product is annotated as microfibril associated protein 3 like. The transcript has 3 exons. The record is from RefSeq and is a predicted model, not a curated record. Lineage: Eukaryota; Metazoa; Chordata; Mammalia; Carnivora; Mustelidae. The coding region runs from base 218 to 1447 and encodes 409 amino acids.
GCGCGGGGCGUGGAGCGGCGACAGCUAGCAGACUGGCCAUGGCGAGGGGCGCAAGGCGGCCACCUGAGUGGCGCGGCGGCGUCAGGUUCUUAAUCAGGAACCAACUCUAUGGAUCCAGGACAGGUUUGUCCCACGGCCUGCUCUGAACAGCGUGUUGUCCUAUAGAAGAUUCCCAUUGGCAAAACAUCUCUGAUGCCUUAUAGAGCAAGCAAAGAAGAUGGAUCGAUUGAAGAACCAUCUGCCUGUGUGCUUUCUACCUACAGUGCCCUUUUUAAUCCUAGUAUCCACUCUAGCGACUGCUAAGAGUGUGACUAAUAGCACUUUAAAUGGCACUGACGUGGUCUCGGGCUCUGUGCCUGUAAUCAUUGCCAGAACUGACCAUAUCAUAGUCAAGGAAGGGAACAGUGCCUUGAUUAAUUGUAGUGUUUAUGGCAUCCCUGAUCCACAAUUCAAGUGGUAUAAUUCCGUUGGCAAGCUGCUACAAGACGACGAGGAGAAGGAGCGAGGAGGAGCAGGAAAAUGGCAGAUGCACGACAGCGGCCUCCUGAACAUCACCAAGGUGUCUUUUUCAGACCGAGGUAAAUACACAUGUGUUGCUUCUAACGUCCAUGGCACUGUGAACAACACGGUGACCUUGAGAGUCAUCUUUACCUCUGGAGACAUGGGCGUCUACUACAUGGUUGUCUGCCUCGUGGCCUUCACUGUCGUCAUGAUCCUCAACAUCACCCGCCUCUGCAUGAUGAGCAGCCACCUGAAGAAGACCGAGAAAGCUAUCAACGAGUUCUUUAGGACAGAAGGCGCCGAGAAGCUGCAGAAGGCAUUUGAGAUUGCCAAGCGGAUCCCCAUCAUCACCUCAGCCAAAACUCUAGAGCUUGCCAAAGUCACCCAGUUCAAAACCAUGGAGUUUGCCCGCUACAUUGAAGAGCUUGCCAGGAGUGUGCCUCUGCCUCCCCUCAUUAUGAACUGUAGGACUAUCAUGGAGGAAAUCAUGGAAGUGGUUGGGCUGGAGGAGCAGGGGCAGAAUUUUGUGCGGCAUACUCCAGAAGGCCAGGAGGCCUCCGACAGGGAUGAGGUUUACACGAUCCCCAACUCCCUGAAGAGAAGUGACUCGCCCACCGCGGACUCGGACGCCUCGUCGCUGCAUGAGCAGCCCCAGCAAAUUGCCAUCAAGGUGUCUGUGCACCCGCAGUCUAAAAAAGAUCCCGUGGGUGACCCAGACGGUGUACAGUUUGAAGUCAAAGAUGAAGAGGAGACAGAACCGUCUGCUGAACAUUCCCCAGAAACUGCAGAGCCUUCUACGGAUAUAACAUCCACGGAGCUAACAUCUGAAGAACCAACGCCUGUUGAGGUAGUAGAUCGAGUCCUGCCACCAGCUCACCUGGAAACUGCAGAGCCAGCGGUGGCACAUGACAAAAACACCUGCAUUAUUUAUGAAAGCCAUGUCUAAUAUCAACUACGAAAAGCUAUGCAUAUCAAGAAAAUCAGGGGCUGCUCCUUGUAGUGCAGAUGUAGUACGCACUUGCCGCUAAGCCUUACCAGGAGACUCUCAUCCCUUGGGUAGGAGUGAUGCCAUUUUCAAAGGGGAAACUCCUGAGUGCAGGUAUUAUGUGACUGGAAUUUCCCCAAUAGAAAAGGAUGCGAGAAACAUCAGGGUGCAGAAUCGAUAAUACUGGACGGAAGGCGUCUGUCCACGUGAUACGAAUUUUAGAGGCUCUUCUCUGCCAAAUACCUUAAUGGGUGAUUCCCUUUUGGCAAAGAGAAUAUUACUAUAAGAUAUUCUGAGCUCAAGAGCCCUGUCCAAUGCACACUGCAUUGCUUUUCCUUUAAAAAAAAAAAUUAUAGGUCUGCUACAAUAGCAAAUGCACGUACAUGGGUUUGUUGCACUUUCUUCUCAGUUUUUAUUCCUAUCAUUGUUCCUUUAUAAUGGAGUAGUCGUUAUAGAAAUACUAAUUGCUCUUUCCGGU